AUGGAAGGUUCAUCAGCACAGCCUUUCUCGGUUCCCAGUGGAAGUAAAGCGUGCGAGGCAGCCGUCGUGGCGGCGGCAGUCGCAACUCCACUGGGUACUUUGCCUCCGAGCUCAAACGACACUCGGCCACUAUCCUCGACCGCCACUGUGCUCGCUCCAGGAGCCAGUCCUGAGGGCCCUUCCGUGGAGGAUUACGCAGCGGCGGACAGAGUCAAACAUGUCCCAGCCAUCAAUAGCUCAAAGUUAGCGGAUCUUCUUCGAGCGGCCAAACAGCUCCCCGACCGGGGGAGCCAAUCGGGCAGGAGACUGCCCGACAGGCCGCUCGAGGAGGGCCGGAAGCUGCCUCAUCGACCUGUUAGCGAAGACUACUGGACGCCUGGUGACGAGCUUCUACCGCACCUAGCCAAGCACUCAAGUUCGGCACGUGGCCGUAGAGGCAGUAUCAAGGAUCCAAACUAUGGUCGUCUUUCGCCUCCAGGCGAUAUUGACAUGCGCGACUGCAGGGAUGAACGUCAAGCUCCUGAUUCGAAUGAUCUUCAAAGCAACACAAGAGGCAAUUUCCAUCCCGAUCGUUUGGCUAUGGUGGCAGAAGGUUCUGGGCAAGACCUAGAAAUGAGUCCUCCAUCUGUGCUUUCCAAGUCGGCGAAAGGGGCUAACACAGAGCCUCUUGGACGCGUUCGCGGACCAAGGGGUCAUGAGAAUUCACCCCAGACAUGUGUCCACGAUGGUUCCAUAGCGAACAAGGUCCACGUCAAACACGAAAUUAGCCAGUCACCUCCUCCAGUUGGAAAACCACAGGUCGGCACUAACAACGUCUCUUUACCAACAACGAAACUAUCCCUUGAGUGUCAGAAGCGAGGUUUCAAUCCUUCUUUUUAUGCGGUCAAGCACGAGAAUGAUACAUGGAGCUGCUCCGUCACCAUCCUGAACAAAACAGUGACAACAAAAGCCGGCUUCGCAAACGAGUGGAUCGCUAAGCACGAGGCAGCACUGAUGGGGCUCGAUAUAGCACGAAGUCUGCCGCCUGACAAAGUCAGCAGUGGCAAGAAGCCUAGAUACUACAUGCGUUCUGCAGUCGUAGAGUCUCUGGGAUCCCGAGGAGGAGCACCGCCUACACCACGGCAGGAAGAGCUUCCACACCGACCGUCCACCGCUGGUCCUAGAUACGACCUCCGUUCUGUGGCAGAUGUGCCUGCACAGAAUGCCGGCCAUAGCACUUCUGGCUUUCGACAGCCUAUAAUGCCAGCUCGGCUUUCAGGACCUAUCCCUGGUGGUUCUGUGGGCCACUUUGGUUUUCAACCCCCCUCCAUUCCGGCCUCGAACCCUGCUGCGCUUCUACAGCUGGAGCACAGAGAGCAGCGCAUCCGGCAAAUCGAAAUGCGUGUCGGUGUUUCGAUACCUUGGACCUACAGAGAAGACGACUUGGCCGUGCAGGCUUUCGUAACAGGGCUCCACCUAGGACAAGGGAAGAUACAUGCCGCCCAAAUACAGACCAUGGUGGCUAUGUCUGGUUCUAACACUUAUCGCGAGCGGUCCCCGCUUCGUGGCAUUGAUAUGCCCGAUUCCAGGGGACGCGCCGAUGUGUCGAGAUCCAGGGAGCCACCUCGUGCUCGCUCCCAGUCACCCAAAUGGGAGACCAAAACGGAUUCGGGCGGUUCUGCGCGUAGAUUUUGGGGUGACUAUUAUCCGGCACUUGAGGUGGAUCGAUAUAUACAAGAAAACUGA
Pyricularia oryzae 70-15 is the source of this 1725-nucleotide messenger RNA. RefSeq lists its product as uncharacterized. The record is from RefSeq and is a predicted model, not a curated record. The coding region runs from base 1 to 1725 and encodes 574 amino acids. The transcript has 3 exons. Lineage: Eukaryota; Fungi; Ascomycota; Sordariomycetes; Magnaporthales; Pyriculariaceae.